UUUACGAACUCGGUUGAAAAAGUUAUUAACGGAGGAAAAAACAUGAAAACGGUUAAUAUGGUGCUUGUGCACUUAUUUCUACUAUGCAUGGUAUUCAAAGAUGAUAAAACAGCAGAAGCAAAAAAAGGGAAAAAAGGAACAUUAAGAUAUUAUAACAACAGGAAAAUGAUUAUAAAGUGUUGCGGCAAACUUUCAUGCACAAAUUUUGCUGGUAAAGUAAUGCCUGCCAGUAUCAUCAGUCCAUCUAAGAGCUUGAAUUAUUCGGCCAAGUUAACAACAAUGCUAGUUUAUGGAAGUACUGAGACUACCGAGCAACCAACGGAAGUUCCCAACACAGAUAUUGUGACAUCUAAUGGAACAGUUGAAGAGUUGACGUCAGCGAUUUUUGCUUCAGAGUCGCUAACUGACGCACCAAGUUCCUCAAGCACCUCAACAACAACAAGAACCCCAUCUUACUUGGCCAAAUUAUUAACAACGCUAGUUCUUGGGAGUAUCGAACAACCGACGGAAGUUCCAAGCACAGAUCCUAUGAAAUCUAAUGGAAAAGUUGAAGAGUUGACGUCAGCGAUCUUUACUUCAGAGUCACUAACUGAGGCACCAAGUUCCUCAAGCACUUCCAUAAUUAGUACCUCAACAAGAACUGUAUCUUCAAAAACCUCAGUACCAUCAACAACAACAUCAACAAAUAUACGUUCAAAAUCAACACACACAAUAAUGUCAUUAACAAGUACCUCAACACAAGCAACAAAAAAACUGACAGUGUCUACAACCACCACGACCACAACAAAAGCUCCAACCAGAGAGGAACUUAUCCGAGGAAUUUGUGACACAAAUUUCAAGAAAAACGAAAAGUUACUUGAUAGAGACGGGACACUAAAAGAUCCUGAGAAAUAUGGAUUUUGGGUACAGUCGUGCGGGCAGCAAUUUCUCUUUGGAAAAUCUUUGGCCACAUGGAGGGACAAUUUUGUUCGAUGUUACGAAAUUGGAAUGGAGCCCCUAACAUUUGAAAAUGCGAGCAAACGUCAAUGCUUCACCAUACUAGUCGCCAAAUGGAAAUACACUUCCAAUUACUGGACGUCUGCCUUAAGAGUGAACGCAACUGACUUUUCGUGGUGCACCAAAAACGGGUCGUUUUCGGUUGAGAAAGGAAAACUACCGUGGGCGGCAGGACAGCCUCAAAAUUUCAACAACAGUGAAAAUUGUCUGCACCUCAACGUGUCAAAAGCGAACGCGAAUUUCACUUUCUCGGACAGAACUUGCACCGAUCCGCAAAUAUUCGCGUGUCAAGGACGACCAACUCCGGCCCCUACGUGCUCAAGUCCAGUCUGCCCAAAUGUAACUUGUGCGAAAAAUGAUUCCUUUUUUGCGGUUGUAGGAAAGACACAAUACUUAACAAAUCCAAGUUCCCAUGGAAGAUGGUUUACUUAUAAUGGGCGGACUUAUCUCUUUAGUUUUCCAAAUAAGUCCACCACUUAUAUCGGAGCGAUGAAGGCGUGUUGCGAAAUUGGGAUGACUUUGUUAAGCUUAGAGUACGACUACAAAUACAAAUCAGUCAUACAAGCGAUUAAAGAGAACGUAUCGUCGAGUGACUUUUUCAGAACUUCCGGCAGCGAUCGUGGCUGUGAAUCAAAUUUUGGCUAUUGCACGGUGAAUAGAACUUUGCGUCAAAAGGCCGUGUGGGCACCAGGUCAACCGGACAACGCCGACGGAUAUGAAAGUUCCGUCGUUGUUUUUAUCGACUCGGCAAAAGCCCAGCUAUUUGACUACAACGAGGACUCAAAAAUCAGAUACAUUUGUGAAGUGAGGGAUUCUUCAAAUGCAAGCUCUGGAGGAACGGCAGUGCAAGACGAGUGCGCUGCAAUUUACAACGUCACUCAAACUGAAAUUGAUGGUCUUUUAAACCCGAGCAUCAAAAAAGGCACAAGGAUAAGGUGUUUUCUCAAAUGUUUGGGUGAAAACUCCGGCUUGAUGGUGAAUGGUAAAAUUUUGGAAAACGAAAUUUUGGCAAUUUUGGAAAACAUAGCUGCGGGAAAUUUUGACGAACUGAAAAAAAGUAUGGAAGUGAUGGACGAGUGCGGAAAAUCCACAAGUGGAAUGGACGAGUGCGACAAAGCGGCCCAAAUGAUAAAAUGCAGCAGCGAGAAAGCGCCUAAGGUUCUAAAAAGCGUUGUCAUGGAGAUGGACAAAGUGAUGCCUGUGGAAAAGUACCCUUUGCCUCCAGUGGCAGUUUGUCCGGAUACAUCAUGCAGUGGUGUUCCUAUUGACACUGUUUUACGCAAUGCAGUAACCAAUUGCGUCAACAGUUUUUGCGAACUCUCAAGUGGUUUUGCAUUAAAUCGGUGUAACAAGAAAUACUACCACCAUAAGAUUCCUGUUCCAUACAAUGAUGCAUCCUCCGUUUGCUGCCGAGUUGGCAUGAAAAUAGCCUCCAUUGAAAGUGAUGACGAAUUAAACUGUCUCUCUGAAAGCACCCAUUAUUUGGUGGCAGAUUGGACGUGGGUUGCGUUAAGCAGAGUCAACAGCACCGUUCCUCGAUGGUGCACCUCUAACGCUACAGUGUCAUUUUCAGGAUAUACCACUAUUUUAGAUAGCUCAGACCCGGCCCUCGACAUAUAUAUAGUGCAACUACGCGCCAAGACCAUAAGAGCAGCACAACAUGAUUACUUUGAUUGCGUACUGUGCAAAUAAUGCAGCGCCUGCUUGAGUUAAGAAUUUACAAUUGACGUGACAUAAGACAUAAAGACAGUAAAUACUCUUCAUUAAAAGCUAACAUAUUAGGGCCUUCUCAAGAUCCAGAGUUGGGGGCGGUGCCGCCGUAAAAUUCAGACAUCAAACAUAACUAUGCUUUAAUUGGUUCCUCUUGGUUUAAUGUCUAUUCCAUCCCCUUCAUGCAUUCCAUCCCUUAAAUCCCAUGUGACUUUGGUGUUUCCUCAAAUAUCGCAAAAAUCCUUAAAUUAAAUCAUCCAAGCUCUCCUUAUGUUUUAGACUUAUAUUCAUGAUCUUGAAUGUCACUCUAGUUUUUUACUAGGAAUUCUGAUUGAUUAUAAAAUCAAUAUAUUUUAAGUUAAAAACAAAAGUAAAGUUUUUUUAAACAAACAUGGAUUAAAUACAAUAUUGGCCAGAAUGGAAUUUAUCACAGCUUAAUUGGUAUUAAUGGAAAGAGGGGAAACCUCAAAAUGGAAAAUUAACAAUCAAUUAACUGCUCUCGAUGAAUGUGUUGUGUGUUCUCAAUCAAUAUUAUGCACUAUAUUUAAGUUUAAUUUUGCAAAAGAAAUUUCACGAUCAAGAUAAAUUGUUAAAACUGAAAGUCGAUCGGCGAAUAAUUUCCACUCAAAAAUGGCUGUUAAAAAUUGAAACCUACUGGUGCUGAAAAUUAUGUAAAGCGCGUG
Messenger RNA from Neocloeon triangulifer, 3389 nucleotides. RefSeq lists its product as uncharacterized. Gene Ontology annotation, molecular function: odorant binding. The transcript has 25 exons. Lineage: Eukaryota; Metazoa; Arthropoda; Insecta; Ephemeroptera; Baetidae. The coding region runs from base 43 to 2688 and encodes 881 amino acids. The record is from RefSeq and is a predicted model, not a curated record.